AUGGCGGCCGCGGGGGGCGCCGGGCUCCUGCGCGCCUCCUCCGCGGCCCUGGGCGGCGCGGCCCGCCGGUGGCUGCUGGGCGGCGCGGCUCGCGUGGGAGCGGGCGGCCUCCCGGGGAGCCGGCCGCUCAGCCUGUCGGCCGCGGCGCGCUGCAGCUCAGAAGAUAAAAUAACAGUCCACUUUUUAAACCGUGACGGUGAAAUAUUAACAACCAAAGGAAAAAUCGGUGACUCUCUGCUAGAUGUUGUGAUUGAAAAUAAUCUAGAUAUUGAUGGUUUUGGUGCAUGUGAGGGAACCUUGGCUUGCUCCACCUGCCACCUCAUCUUUGAAAAGCACAUAUACGACAAAUUAGAAGCAAUCACCGAUGAGGAGAAUGACAUGCUUGAUCUGGCGUACGGGCUAACGGAUAGAUCCCGGUUGGGCUGCCAAAUCUGUUUGACAAAGGCUAUGGACAAAAUGACUGUUCAAGUACCAGAUGCCAUGUCUGAUGCCAGACAAUCCAUUGAUAUGGGCAAGACCUCCUAA
Messenger RNA from Pipistrellus nathusii (Nathusius's pipistrelle), 525 nucleotides. The record is from the annotation of a GenBank genome assembly. NCBI's taxonomy places the organism in Eukaryota, Metazoa, Chordata, Mammalia, Chiroptera, Vespertilionidae.